GUCACGGAAAAUCUUGUUUGACAGCUGUGGUCUCUUCAUUUUCAACGUAUGGAAAACAGCAACUUGAACAUUCUUCUAAAUAUCUCAUUUUGUGUUCCACAGAAGAAGAACAAAGUCAUACAGGAGUGGAACAACAUUAGGUCGAGUAAAUGAUCACAAAAUGUCAUUUUUUGGCCAAACUACCCCUUUAAUUCCUAGUUACGCCUGUCCUGUCGAACAAUGCCUAAUUGUACAAAAAUGGUUAGCUUGAACAAGAACGAAAAUGAUAUGCUUGAACAAGUUAGAAAGGUGAAUAAGACAACACUAAUGCUAAGCCACUGAAGUUCUGUGUUCCAGAGCUUGAGCGCUGAUGCCAGCUGGCAAACUCAUCAGAUCCUUAAUCUUUGGUUAACACGUCCAUGUAGGCAGCUUCUGCCCCACUUUUCAGCUCUACUUUCUGCAGAUCUCUGGUUCUCACAUUCCAUUUAAUUUGAUCACACCAUCAAGGCCAGAUUUGUACGUACAACCUGCCCCCUUGAAAGCCUUUACCAACCAAAAAUGCAUCUACACUACCCCCAACCCCCCCUUUUGUGUGUGUGUGUGUGUGUGUGUGUGUGAGUGGAUUGGAUGGAUCAAGCAACUCUGAUAUAUUAAAGUGAGAAGCAGACAGGUGUUCUGAUAAUGAUUUGUCUCUAACCCCACCCACUCAAAAAUCGAAAAAGAAUCUCCAUCGCCUCUGGCUCUUAAGACUUUUUUCUCCCUCUCCUUCAUUUUUUGAUUGUUAUGAUUGCUGUGCGUUCCUACGCUGUUCAGCCUGCAGGCGGGGUUGGUUGGUACAUGUCAAGGUGCUGAAGUAUGCAACGUGGACAGCAGCCCUUUUGCUUAUUAAUAACUGUAAUAAUUGUGUGCUUCAUCACCUGCAAGAGAGACCCUGUUGCACACCGUCACGCUUUAAUGUGCUUUUCCCACUGAAUAGACUAAUUUCUCAGAGCAAACACAUCAAUAAUUGGCUGGAGAUUAACAUGAAUAGGUUUUGUUUACCAACGAGUUCAAUGAUUUUUUUUGCUGAUCUUCUAGACUUUCACACGUGCUUGCUUGAUGAACGGCUCUUUCAGUUCUUCAUAAGUGAAUAAAUGAGGUGUGCAAAAGGGAGAGGAGUUAAAAAGGAUUUAAAGAGCAUAUCUGAGUGAGUUUCGGCAUGCCCUCUCAGCUACUUGCUAUCUUCAAACUGAUACUUACCUAAUUAUACACACACACAUGCACACACUCGCAUGCACGAAAGGAAAUUCGCAUACAGUCUUCUUCCCACCCUCUAUCUCUCGCCCCCACCAAACUAACCCUCCUAACCGACCGCCUGCUAUCCACUUGCAAAGUACUGCUGUUGACACACAGGAAUCCAGACACGCACACACACAUGCUCUUUCUCCCUCCUUGGCAGGAAGGACUCUCCUCUGAACCAGACGACUGCUUGCGCCUCUCUCCUUUUCCUCUGCUGGCAGGUGUUAGAAAUAAAACCAUAAAUAAGUGCAAGAGGGAGCCAGAGACAGCGCGAGAGAGGAGGACAAAUGUCUUUCUGCAUUUGUUGCUGUAGAGAAGGGGAAAUAUGAGGAAAGGGGAACGAUAUGGAGGAGAAAUCUGUAUUUUUUAAGUAGCUAGAACAGUUAGUAGGGUUUUAUUUGCUUACUGUCAACUGUAUUUUUGUGUCUGAAGGGGAUUGAAGUGAACACUUGGAUCAUCUGGGCUCAAGCCACAGCAUGCUGACUGAGUUAUAGAGCAGCUGAGGGGAAACAAAGUAGCCGAGAGGAACACAAGGCAGUCAUGGACACUAUAACACCUCAGCCACAGUCCUGGAUGACUUGGAUUUGCACACUGGAGUUGGACCCCAUCCAGCCCACAGUCCACUGAUACAAAUGAGUACCCAUGUCCCUCCUGAGCCAUGCUCCCUGGCUAUGGAUUCUCUUCUCUUCUUGAUUUCCAGCCUCACCUCCAAGCGUUCCAUUGCAGAGGCGAGAGCUCUGACAUGUGGUUCCCAGGCUCAGCUGAGGCCCAGGCUCUGAGUGACUCUCUGGAAGGUAGGCCUCUCCUGCGACAGCAUCAGCACAUUGCGGUGUGUCAGCAAGAGACAUUGGCCUUCAUUGACCUUCAACAGCCAAGCGUUAAUGGUUUCCAAUCACACACCCCGGAAAACUGUAGUUCCUCUCUUUGCUCCAAUCCUGUCAGAUGCAAUGGAAGCAGUCCAUCUGACUUUGCCAAGAAUGGGAGUACAGACACAACACUGGACAAUUAUUUGACCCAGGAUAGCAAUAAUGUGGAAGUGGCUCAGGAUCAGAUGUGGAAACCCAUUACUGGCUUACCUGAGACCGUUUAUGAAAACCCUGAACCAGAAGUUAAGGGUCUCUGCUCUCGAGACUUGUUUCUGCCUCUGUCCCCAUAUGCACCUGGGGACAGAAACUCUUUUGAGUCUCAGCAGCUGAGCUCCCCCUCUUCCCCCUUAGAGUUCCAAAGUCUGGACCCAUUUCGCCCUCAAAGACGUACCUCUUUGGGAUCCAUAAAAGAGAAGUCCAUAAGGCGUAGGAUGAGGGUGUACUCUCCAGACACUCUGAGUGAUGAGUCUCUCAGCAGCCCAGGUGUGGAGUGUGAUUACCUGCUCCCAACAUCCUUUGAAUCGUUCGUAGAAGGAGGGCUUGGCAUGGUGGGCUCUACUAUCCCCACAUCCCAAAAUUCCAGCCCGCUCCCAGGGGUAGAUGAGGACCUCUCUCUUCUUGCCACACCGACCUCUCCAAAGCCAUUCUUAGAUUUCCCUCAAGAGGUUGCCAUAUCAGAGGGGGGUGUAAAUGAUGGGGGGAGGCAGAGGUUGGGCCUAGAAGACUGCAGAGCCCUGGAAGGCCCUGCCCUCAACAGUGGGACUUCACUACCCCUGUCCCAUUCUCGUUCAGCAGACAAUGAGCGCCGGCGCUUCUCUGCUUCUGAGCUCAUCUCCCGCCUGCAACUCUCCCAGAGGAAAAACUCUUUUACCCUUAAGCUGGGCAAGUCUCUUUCUGCUCGUGUGGCCUCCCGGGACCGCCACCUGUCUGGAAACCUCAGCUCAGACUACAAACCCAACUCCAGACGUUGCUUCUCAGGGGGAUCAAGUGACACUGCACCACAUAGUCCGGUGGGGUCUGCACCGCCACUGCCCUCUGCUGACUGUAAUCUGCCACUGCACAGGAGGAGUUCAAAGCAAAGGAUGAGAAAGGUUUCCAUUGAUGAGGAUGGAGGCAGUCCUCCCAGCAGCUCUAAACGUCUAUCACGAUUCUUGCCGAACUUGAUUUUGUAUCAGGAAUACAGUGAUGUUGCUAUCAACAGAGAGAUUCAGAGGCAGCAGGGGGCAGAGCCAGGAACGGAUGAAGAAAGAGGGGACUCUGUGUCCCCAGGCAACCUCUCGCCAUCCAGCUCAUUCCGCUCAUCACGAGGCUCCGCCUUUUCCCUUUGGCAGGAUAUUCCUGAUGUUCGGUCCAGUGGACAACUUGACAACUUCAGCAAUGAAGAGCGUAAACUGCAGGAGGCCAAGUUUGAGUUAGUGACAUCAGAGGCCUCAUACAUACGCAGCUUGUCUAUUGCAGUUGACCAUUUUAUGAUGUCUCCUGAGUUGUGUGAGAGUCUUGGGAUGCAGGAGAGGCAGUGGCUCUUUUCCAAACUGCCUGAUGUGAAGGAAGUCAGUGAGAGGUUUCUUCAAGAUCUAGAGCAUAGGUUAGAAGGGGACAUUUUGCGUUUUGACGUGUGUGACAUUGUCUUUGACCACUGUCCUGCACUGCGGAGGGUUUAUCUGCCUUAUGUCACCAAUCAAGCUUAUCAGGAAAAGACCUAUCAACGGCUACUGCAGGAGAAUCCUCGUUUCCCUGGAAUCCUUGCUCGCCUGGAAGAGGACCCAAUAUGCCAGAGGCUGCCUCUUACAUCAUUCCUUAUCCUUCCUUUUCAAAGGAUCACACGACUCAAAAUGCUAGUGGAGAACAUCCUAAAGAGAACAACUCCUGGAUCACGAGAUGAGGACACUGCCACCAAAGCACUUAAUGAGCUCAAAAAGAUAAUAAAGGAAUGUAACUCCAGUGUGCAGUCCAUGAAGAGGAUGGAAGAACUAAUUCAUCUAAACAAGAAAAUUCACUUUGAGGGCAAGAUUUUCCCUCUCAUCUCUCAGUCUCGUUGGCUGGUCAAACAUGGUGAACUUCUUGAAGUGGACACACAGAACUUGAGUAUAUCUGGGUCUAAGUUUAAACUCACCACUCGUCCUGUGUACCUUCACCUGUUUAAUGACUGUCUUCUGCUGUCCCGGAGGAAAGACUCAUGGAAGUUCAUGGUGUUUGUACAUGCAAAGAUUGAAGACCUCAAGGUAAAAGAUCUAAGCCAGAAACUUCAGGGAAUCUCAGGAUUCAUAUUCUACCUGCAGUUAUGUGAGGGGCAACAGCUAAAACACCAGAUUCUGCUCAAGUCACCCACAGAGAGCAGCAAACAGAGGUGGAUCACAGCCAUGUUUACCUCGGACCCAAAGGCAGCCAUUGACCAGACCAAUGAGAAUGAUGAUCUAUCUCAAGUCCAGUGCAUCAAGAGCUACCAGUCACAGGAGCAUGAUGAGUUAAUGCUGGAGAAGGCAGACAUCCUUCAAGCUGUAACAAUUACAAGUGAUGGGUGGGUAGAGGGGAUUCGGUUGUCGGAUGGAGAGAGGGGCUGGUUCCCCAGAUCUUACGUGGAGGAGAUCACAAGCCGCAGUGCUCGUUUGCGAAACCUCCGUGAAAACAUUCGCAUUAAGUGUGUCUCACAAAAAUUAGAGGGAGAGACUCUCUGAGACCUUGAAGUAUGGGACAUUGUUUUACUUAAAGCUUGUAUUUCAAGAUUUUUACCCCCCCUCGGUUGAAAUCGCGGGAGCCCCCCUAAAGCCAGGGGCCCCUAGAAUCGUCACCACAAUUCGUCCCGCUUGCGACGGCCCGGAGCAUAUGGUGCUGCACUUUCUGACAGCCCACACACGGACUCUGCUUAAAACAUAGCUGUCCCAGGCUCACCAUGUGGGUGCACAAAAUCUGGAUAUAUAAGCUGUUAAAAUGUUUAGCAAAAUAACAAGUUCCAAUUUAAAUGGGUUAGUUUUAGGUGGUAUAGCAACCAUUUCACUCUCAAGUGUUUUAAGGACUUCUCUUCUACCUAGUGACUAGAUAGUUUAAUAAACUGAGAUGUCUUGAUGUUAGCUGAUUCACCGAACAGACACACAGUAAAGCUAAAUGCUUGCUUUUACUAGUGAAACAUUGAAACCAAAUUGUGGACUUUUUGAAUGAUGUUGCUGUUGCAACGUUUGUAAAUAUUACUUUAUGCCGCUAGUCUUCUGUAGAUGAUCAUUUACUUAAUAGUAUUGGUGUAAUAACAGGAAGUGUACUGUCAAAUUAUGACCAUUAUUUAUGUCAGUGAUUCUGCUGUUUGCUUGUGAAUUUGUUGUUUUGGUAACGCAGAUUUUUUUGGGGCAAUUUCUUUGUGGAGUACUGAUUUCCUAAGAAUGUUAAAUCACAUUGGAAAAAUAAUCCUUUAAGGUAACUUUGUAAAUAAAAAAUAAAUGCAUAUAUUCUAA
Rhinichthys klamathensis goyatoka is the source of this 5566-nucleotide messenger RNA. It is a transcript of the gene arhgef19, whose product is annotated as Rho guanine nucleotide exchange factor (GEF) 19. Gene Ontology annotation, biological process: regulation of actin cytoskeleton organization; activation of GTPase activity. Gene Ontology annotation, molecular function: guanyl-nucleotide exchange factor activity; protein binding. NCBI's taxonomy places the organism in Eukaryota, Metazoa, Chordata, Actinopteri, Cypriniformes, Leuciscidae. The transcript has 16 exons. The record is from RefSeq and is a predicted model, not a curated record. Bases 1916 to 4798 code for a protein of 960 amino acids.